AUGCCGCCACGUCCACAGGGAACUUCACGCCCACGGCGAGGCGGGCAACCGCCUGCUAUCAACUGGAAGACCGGCGCAAGCGUUUCCGUCAAAGUGGGUGGUUUGCCGCCCAAUGUCACUUCUGCAGAUUUGCUGCAAUGGUUUUCGGAUUACGGCACCAUUGUAUUUUGUAAUAUCACAUAUGGCGCUGCUAGUGAGGCUCAGGCCCCAGCAUCCGCUGUCAUCAACUUCGAACCUGUACCCAGUACUGCCUUCUGGGAGGCUGGUUCAAUCGUUGUUCAACACCCUGAUUCUGCAAAGUACACCAAGGGUAUCAAACUCCGCCUUUCAGCUGAAUCUCGUCGCGAACGAUUGUUCCAAAGUCGCGUCAAUCCAGACGUACAGUACCCUACAAAAAUCACGGCCAGCAUCAACUCACUUGGCUUUGGUUCCAUGAUCGGUGCUGCCGCGAUCAAUGUUCGCAAAUCAGUCACUUCGUCCAACACUACAGAGGACUUCAUCCUUGAGCUAGAUGUAUUGGCAAAGCGCCUAGUCAUUUACUUUCCACUUGCCGUCAAACAAGGUGAUGGCCAUUAUCAAACCAAGCAGCUCAAACUCCUCGCCGAAGUCUCUCAAUUGCAGACUGCCUUCUACAUCACAGAAAAGGGACAAGAGGCCUUUAUUUUACCAUUUCCAAUACCUCCCCAGUAUUUCUGGAAAUUCGAUGAAUUAGAGCGGGCUGCUCUUGCCUCACGUCGCACCAACUGGCGCGCUCAAGACUCCUGGAAGAGAGCCACAGACAUUAUGGAGGACGAUACAAUCCCACUGGAUUUCCCCGUCUCUUCUAAUCCUACUUCGUUCAGAUCGGCGUAUCUAGAUGUCGGUCGGUGGACGGCCUUUCGUGUUGCUGUGAAUGCCACGAAUGGACCUGGCAAGCUGGCAGUCCAACACCUGAGAUUAGCGCUGGAAGAUUUGAAUAUCAAACUACAAAUCUGUGAUCGAUUCCACGUUGGUAAUUCCACGAUGACAAUGUGGGACUACCUUGACCAUCACAGCGUUGAGGAAGACCAACAUGCCUUGGCCAGCUUGCUGCUAUCCAAUACCCCCUUCGUCCACCUGGACUUUGCGGUUCGGUUUCAACUGGAAGUAUGCAUCACCCGCCGCGUACUCAACGAACAUACGGUAUCCUUGGAGUUCUUGCAAAAGCUAGCUGCUCUGCAUCCACUCGAUGCGAAGCACCGCCUGGAAGUUCUUGUGGAUCAAGAGGAGGUUGUGCACAAUCCCAUGGACAUAUUUGCAAGGCGGACCAUGGCACCCUAUAGACCGGCGACAAGAAUCCCGCAUUACUGCGUGUUGGCGCGGAAGGCCACUGUGACCCCUACUUCUCUUCUACUGAGCUCGCCCGCCGUUGAGACCUCGAACAGGGUUCUCCGAUAUUUUAACCAAGCCCAAGACCGCUUUUUGAGAGUGCAGUUUGUGGAUGAAGCGGAGAGCGGCCGUAUGACCAUGAACUCCCACAACAAAGAAGAGAUAUGGAAGAAGUUGCUCAGAACCCUGUACGAAGGCAUCCAAAUUGGCGAUCGGCGAUACGAAUUUUUGGCUUUCGGCAGCUCACAGCUCAGACAGUCUGGAGCCUAUUUCUUCUGCCCAACUGAUCAUAUUUCAUGUCAAGAUAUCCGUCAGUGGAUGGGCCAAGUCAGUCAUAUCAGAAUCGUGGCCAAGUACGCGGCUCGGCUGGGUCAAUGUUUCUCUACAACAAGAGAGAUGAAGGGCGUCCCCAUCCCAGAUGUGCGACCCAUUGCAGAUAUCGAGCGAAAUGGUUACUGUUUUACUGAUGGAGUUGGCAUGAUAUCCGGCUUCAUGGCUCGGAUGAUUGUUGAAGAGCUCACCUUGGAAGUAUUCAACGACCCAUCUGCAUUUCAAUUUCGCAUGGGUGGGUGCAAAGGUGUACUGGUCGUCUGGCCCCAGGCCAAGAAAAGCGAGGUGUAUAUCCGAGAAUCCCAGGAGAAGUUCAAAGCCGACGCCAAAAACUUGGAGAUUAUCAAGUGCGCCAAGUAUACCUCUGCUACACUCAACCGACAAACAAUCACUAUUCUGGAGCACCUUGGUGUGCCGAAGAAGGCUUUUAUGGAUAUUUUGGAGAAACAGAUUUCUCUCUACGAAGAAGCUGCCAAGGACAACAGAGUGGCGGUUGGCAUGCUGAAAAAGUGUGUGGACGAGAACCAGUCUACCUUGGUCCUGGCUGAACUCUUGCAGGCUGGCUUCAAGACUAAGAAUUGUCAGGAACCGUUUGUGGUCAACUUGCUAAAUCUUUGGCGGUCUUGGUCUUUGAAAUUACUCAAAGAAAAGGCUAGAAUCGCCAUCGAACAGAGCGCCUUUGUUCUGGGUUGUGUGGACGAGACGGGUACUUUGAGAGGCCACUCAAAUGCAACCGAAGGCACCUCCGACAAAGAUGUCAACAAGCUUCCCCAAAUCUUUUUGCAGGUGUCUGACUCCAAAAUAUACGACACAACCAAAGUGAUCAAGGGCAUUUGUGUUGUCGGGCGAAAUCCGUCAUUGCACCCAGGCGAUAUUCGGGUAGUUGAGGCAGUUGAUAUUCCUGAGCUGCACCACCUUAAAGACGUCGUCGUCUUCCCCUCAACAGGAGAUCGUCCGGUCCCCAACAUGCUAUCUGGCGGAGACCUUGAUGGGGAUGAUUUCUUCGUCAUUUGGGAACCCAGCCUGAUUCCUGAGAAGUGGAAUCACCCGGCCAUGAAUUAUUCUAGCCCACCGCCGCCGAAGCUUGAUCGGGAUGUCAACGUUAACGAUUUACGAGACUUCUUUGUAAAUUACAUGAAGAAUGACGUGCUUCCGCUCAUCGCAACGGCUCACUUGGCGUUGGCCGACCGGUUUGACCCUGCAUCACCCAUUUGCCUGAGACUGGCUGAGCUUCACUCCAAAGCGGUCGACUAUCCAAAGACUGGCGACCCCGCGGAGUUCAAUCACGAUAUGUACAACCCUCAGAGUUGGCCGCAUUUCAUGGAGAAGCAGCAAAGAUAUAAAUCGGCCAGAGCCCUGGGAGCAAUAUAUGAUAGGGUGAUCAAGCAGACUAUCGAAUUCCGACCUGACUGGGAAAACGCUUUUGAUAAGCGAAUCCUCAACCGAUAUCAGCUUGAUACUGGAAUGCUCAAGAGCGCCAGGCAGAUCAAAGGCCAGUAUGACGCUGCGGUGCGUCGUAUAUUGUCGCACCACAAUCUGGGUACCGAGUUUGAGUUGUACACGUCCUGGGCUAUGACGAAGCCAGCGAUCGGAAGUGACUACAAGCGACAGGAAGAACUGGGCAGGGAAUUCGACGCCAUCAAAGACAGAUUCCGUGGCUUGUGCUUUGAAGCCGCCGGUGGUCGCGACGAGGACAAGAUUGACAUAUUCGUGGCAGCCAUGUAUAAAAUCACGGAACAAGAAAUCGCGAUUGCACUUUUUGAGCAUCGUCGUGGAGCAACGAAUGAGGCUAGCAAUCUCAUUCCAGCCCGAAAGCUCGAAACAAAGUCAAUGCCUCUGAUUAGCUUCCCUUGGAUCUUCCCUUGGGUCAUGAUUCGAGUCGCAUCAGAUGGAAAAUACGAUCCAAAAGGCUCGAUACUCGCUGCGGCUCAUCGCGCUAUGCCUGUUCCUGCGCUUUCCAUUGUUCAUGACGCCUCAGGAGACGCAUCCGGACUCCGCGCAUCCGAAGCUGUACUCCCACAGAGCGCAUUGAAUGAUGAAGAUGAAGAGAUCGCAGUCGCUGCUUCAGAGGAAGAGAACAAGGAAGGAAAAUUGCCACAGGGCAUGGAGGCGAUGUCUCUACUUGACGACUUUGACAGCUGA
Messenger RNA from Trichoderma atroviride IMI 206040, 3819 nucleotides. RefSeq lists its product as uncharacterized. The record is from RefSeq and is a predicted model, not a curated record. Gene Ontology annotation, molecular function: RNA binding; RNA-directed RNA polymerase activity. Gene Ontology annotation, biological process: siRNA processing. NCBI's taxonomy places the organism in Eukaryota, Fungi, Ascomycota, Sordariomycetes, Hypocreales, Hypocreaceae. Gene Ontology annotation, cellular component: nuclear RNA-directed RNA polymerase complex.